AUGGCAAAUCAACCUGUUAGAUCCAUUAGUUUGCCCUCCCGGGAACACCCGUGUUCGGUUCGGAUAGAGGCCUUGUUGAACCAUCUAAAAUCCUUCCAAUUUUCACCAUCAGAUGUUCCUCAUGAAUCAGAGAUCGUCCAAAGCAGCCUAGUUGGUUUGGCAGAGUUGUACAAUUGUGUUGAGGAGUUUAUGAACUCUCCAAGCACACAAGCAGCCCUAACGCCCACCAAUAUUACCAAGCAUGGGAAGAUUGUGGAACAAGCCCUUGAGGGCUCCAUCACAUUGCUUGACACAUGCAACAUGGCAAGAGAAGUAUUGAUGACCAUGAAGGAACAUGUUCAAGCCCUUCAAUCCGCUCUACGCAUAAAGGGCCACGGUGGGGACACGAGCCUCGAGAGUUGUAUCCGUGCUUAUCUCAGCUUCCGAAAGAAGGCCAAGAAGGAGAUUGCCAAAUGCCUUGGAGGGCUCAAGAGAAUGGAAACCAACAACAUCACUUACUCACUUCCCUUGGAUACUCUCAGCCAAGAUUUAUCCACAAUAGUCAAGAUCCUAUGGGAAACAAGCUCCAUUACCAUCUCGGUUUUUCGGUCUCUUCUCAAGUUUCUCUCCAUGCCAACAUCAUGCGCUACAAAGGCUAAUGGAUGGUCACUGAUCUCCAAACUAAUGAGAACGAGAUUGUUGUCGUUUGAGAAGGAAGAGAAGAAGAAUAUUUUGAAUUUGGUUGGGAAUGUUGACGUUUCCCUCCAAACUCUUGUAGGAAACCUGCAAGGCAAUGAGGGAAGAGCUCAUGAGGUGAUCAAAAUGGCUCAUAAACUGUUGGAAACAGUGAAUUUGAGCACUGAAAACCUUGUGGCUGGAUUAGAUUGCUUGUUUAGAUGUCUGGUUCAGAAUAGAGUGUCUUUGCUUAAUAUCCUCACUAAGUGA
Messenger RNA from Morus notabilis, 924 nucleotides. RefSeq lists its product as uncharacterized. The transcript has a single exon. Gene Ontology annotation, biological process: shoot system development; root development. Lineage: Eukaryota; Viridiplantae; Streptophyta; Magnoliopsida; Rosales; Moraceae. The record is from RefSeq and is a predicted model, not a curated record. The coding region runs from base 1 to 924 and encodes 307 amino acids.